AGCCCACGCACACGACUUUUCACACAUCGCUUUUGAGCUCAACGUUUUAUACACGCCUCCUCCGGAUCUGUAAAUUCUAAAUCCUCCUGUCUUUCAUUUUCGCUGCACCAUCAUAGAUUCGCCAAUCCUUCAUAAAUCCCAUCAAUUUCCAGCACAAAAAUACCCAGAAAAGAGUACUGGAGUAAAUCUAGGAGAUGGGAUUCUUUCCUUUUUUUCUGCUCUCUCUUCUAGCUCUAUACCCUUCUUUCUCCAAUGGAGAGAUGAAGCCCAAGAUUGGAAUAUGCUACGGUCAACUGGGCAACAACCUGCCUACACAAUCAAAAUCGAUUCAACUAAUCAAGAAACUAGGAGCCAAACGUGUCAAAAUCUACGAUGCCAACACAAAAAUCCUCAAUGCCCUUAAGGGCACUCAUCUCCAAGCCUCAGUCAUGGUUCCAAAUGAAAUCAUCACCAAUAUCUCUUCAAACCAAACACUAGCAGAUGAAUGGGUCAAAACCAAUGUGGUACCCUUUUACCCGAAAACCCUGAUCCGUUACCUCUUAGUAGGGAAUGAGAUCUUGAGCAAUCCACCCAACACCACCUGGUUCAAUCUUGUACCUGCUAUGCGUAAAAUCAGAUGGUCUGUGAAGAAAUUCGGUCUGAAGAGGAUUAAAGUUGGAACCCCAUUGGCAAUGGACGCAUUAGAAUCUUCAUACCCACCGUCUAAUGGUACUUUUAGGUCUGAUGUUAGGGAUAAAGUUAUUAAGCCAUUGUUGCGUUUCUUGGACAGAACUAAAUCACUUUUCUUCCUUGAUGUGUACACUUAUUUUCCUUGGGCAAAUCAACCAGACCAAAUCAAUCUUGAUUAUGCUUUGCUAGCAGCCACAAAUAUUACCUACAAAGAUCCAGUUUCGGGUUUGACCUACACUAAUUUGUUGGAUCAAAUGCUUGACUCUGUUAUUUUUGCCAUGAAGAGACUUGGGUACCCGAAUAUUCGGCUAUUUAUAGCCGAAACUGGUUGGCCUAAUGGUGGCGACAUUGAUCAAAUCGGUGCAAAUAUAUACAAUGCCGCCACGUAUAAUAGAAACGUGGUUAAGAAAUUCAUGGCUAAGCCACCGAUUGGAACUCCGGCAAGACCCGGGGUGGUGAUCCCAACCAUGAUUUUCGCAUUGUAUAACGAAAACCAGAAGCCAGGUCCAGGUACCGAGCGGCAUUUUGGUCUGUUAUAUCCUAACGGGUCUUAUGUGUAUCCUAUUGAUUUAUCUGGUGAGACACCGGAGUCUGAGUAUCCACCAUUGCCUAAGCCUACAAACAAUGAGCCUUAUAAGGGUAAGAUUUGGUGUGUGGUAGCCGAAGGAGCGAACCGGACAGCACUGGCCGGUGCUCUGUCUUAUGCCUGUGGUCAGGGUAAUCGGACGUGUGACCCGAUCCAACCGGGUGGAAAAUGUUACAAGCCUAAUUCUUUGAUUAACCAUGCAAGUUAUGCUUUUAGUUCUUAUUGGUCACAGUUUAAGAAGAGUGGUGGGACUUGUUACUUCAAUGGCCUUGCUGUGCAGACUGCUCAGGAUCCAAGUUAUGGAUUAUGCAAGUUUCCUAGUGUUACACUUUAAAGUUUGAAGAUGGAUUUUGAAUGAGAGAAAAAGGAGGAAACACAGCAGUCGGUAUCCAAGAUUGCUACAAUAAUUUUAUUUUCUCGUCAUUAAUUCAUCAUUAUUUCCUUUUAAAAGUGAUAUGGGUUCCCCAUUUGGUCCCCCUCAUGUUUUUUAUUCUUGAUUUUAGGAGAGUCCUAAUUAGAAGAAACCUAAAUGUGGCCUUAGAUCACUUUCAAGAUUUUAACGUUGCAUUCAGAAUAUUGCAACGGCUAUAAAUUUUUAGACAGGAAACGGCUACUUUUGUGUAUUGUAUUAUGCACUUUUUACUGGCUUAAUGAUUUAUUUGAGCUGACUAUAAUAUUAGUAGCUUAUCCAACGGCUAUGUCAUAGAUUCGUUU
Messenger RNA from Olea europaea var. sylvestris, 1969 nucleotides. Its product is annotated as probable glucan endo-1,3-beta-glucosidase A6. Bases 195 to 1589 code for a protein of 464 amino acids. Gene Ontology annotation, biological process: carbohydrate metabolic process. Gene Ontology annotation, molecular function: hydrolase activity, hydrolyzing O-glycosyl compounds. Lineage: Eukaryota; Viridiplantae; Streptophyta; Magnoliopsida; Lamiales; Oleaceae. The transcript is spliced from 3 exons. Gene Ontology annotation, cellular component: plasma membrane. The record is from RefSeq and is a predicted model, not a curated record.